AUGUCAGAAGAAUAAUCUAUAUCAAUAGAACUGGUAAUGGCAAAAUUAGAAGAUGGAGGAAAGACUCUUAGAUUAAAUAUUUUAGGUAAUUUAAUAUUUGUUAAUUGAGGUAUUACUGAAAUCAAUUAAUGCAUAAAAGAUCAUAUGAAAUUAGUAUAGACAUUGGAAUUGCAUCAUAAUCUAUUGAAAAGAGUAUUGAUAUUCUAAUUCUUUGAUUGAUAAUAUAGAUUCUGCCAUUCUAGAGAAUUUGGGGGUUUCCAAUAAUGAAUUAGAAGGUGUUCAAAAAAUUCAAUUACCAAAAUUAUUAAAAUUAGAUAUAUCGUAUAAUAGGAUAACAAGUUUAAUUUUGGGAAGUCGAUAAAUUUAACAUUUGAAUUUAGAAAAUAACAAAUUACAUAAAGUAGCAAAUAUUUUUUAAUUAUAGAUUGAUUUCUUAAAUAACCUAAAAGACUUAAGAUAUUUGAAUAUAGGAGGAAACUUAAUAGAGAAAAUAGACUUUCUAGUAUUCAAUGUUUAAGUAUUAUAUAUUGAUAUAUUUAAGUUAGAAGAAUUGAAUAUCAGAAGAAAUAAAAUAUCAACUUUAAAAGGUUCAUUCAGUAAUACAAAGAAAUUAAAGAUUCUUGAUGCUAGUAAUAAUUAAAUUAAUGAUAUUUAAUUUAUUGAUACUAUAACUGAAUUAGAGGAAUUAAAUCUAUCAUAUAAUUAAAUAAGUGUUUUGAAGAUAGAAAAUUAGAAUGAAAAUCUUAAUAUUUUAGAUUUAAGUUAUAAUCAAAUUGAAGAUUUAAGAGUAUUAGAAUUUAAAUUUCCAUAUUUAACUAAUUUAUAUGUAUAAUCAAAUUAGAUAUAUGCAGAAAACUGUUUUGAUUUUUUAAAAUUAAUGUCAAAUUUGAUUGAAAUCUAAUUUUAAGGAAAUCCAUUUUAAAGUAGAGAAUAUGAAGAUAAAUUCAUAGUAGAUUGUCCAUGGUUAGAAUUGAUUAAUGGUAGAGAAGUAGGUAAACCUGGACAAUAUUUAAAAUAAGAAGUGUUGGCAUUAAAAGAAAAAUUGUAAGAAUUAGAUAUUGAUGUAAAUAAUUAUCAUAUGUCUGAUUUGGAUAAUGAAGAAGGAAUAGUUACUGAGGAAAGAUUAAAAGCAAUUCUUAGAGUAUAAGGAUUUUAGGAUGAUGAGGAUGAUAAUGAGAAUGUGAGUAAAAUAAAUGAAGAAGAUUAGAAAGAUGAAAAUAUUAUGGCUGAAAACGAAUUUUUUAAAUUUAUUACAGAAUAGAAUGAAUAGAUGGAUAAUAUUAGAGCUUAAUAUUUGAGAAAGUUAUUGAAAACUUAAUAAUCUGAAUGUUCUACUGAAAGACUAAAUCAAGAGGAAUAAUCACUUUAAGAUUCUUAAAUUAAAUAAUAAAUUGUUUAAGAUUCAAAUGAGUAAGUAGUUAGUAUGAAUCAGAAUAAUAAAGAUUCAAAUUUAAAAUAGAAACUAUUAAUUAGAUCAUUACCUAAACCAUAAAAGAAAUAAUCAAUUCUUUCAGAAAUAAGUUAAUUAAAAUAAAAUAUGAAAUCAAAAGAGUUUUAUCAAUCUUUAGGAUUUACUUAACCACAAAAUAGAAAUCGAGGAUCUUAAUAGAGAAUGAAUCUUUCUUCUGAAAAUUUUAAUAAAUCAUCAGAAAUAAGAAGCAGUUCUAGUCGUCCUUAAAUGACUAAUUCAUAAUUGAAGUUACCUAAAAUUUGA
Paramecium primaurelia is the source of this 1714-nucleotide messenger RNA. The record is from the annotation of a GenBank genome assembly. Lineage: Eukaryota; Ciliophora; Oligohymenophorea; Peniculida; Parameciidae.